AGCAUCUCCUUCAAUAUACGAAUUCUAUUCCCACGUUCUCUCUAUAUUACUCUUUCAUCAAACGUUAAACCCCUAAAAACAAUAAAGGAGAAAGACAAGAAGAGAGACCAAAGAAAGAAAAAAAAAACAGAAACAAUGUCUUAUUCUUCCCUCAAACUGCCAAUCUUUCUCAUUCUCUCAUCUCUUCUCCAUGCCGCUUUAGGAGAGGGGAUUAUUUGCGAGAAUCUGCCAACGGGUAUGUGUGCGUUCUCGAUAUCGGCUUCAGGGAAAAGAUGUUUAUUGGAGACAGCUAACGUCGCAGGAGAAUACACUUGCCGGACUUCCGCGGUGGAGGUUGAAGGGAUUGUAAACCACGUGGAGAGCGAUGAGUGUGUAGCUGCUUGUGGGGUUGAUCGGAAAACCGUAGGGAUCUCGUCGGACGCAAUGAUGGAGGCAGGUUUCGCCGCUAAGCUUUGCUCUCCGGCUUGUUUGGAUUAUUGUCCUAACAUUCUUGAUCUUUAUUUCAAUCUCGCCGCCGGUGAAGGUGCAUUUUUACCUGAUCUGUGUGAUGCUCAACGGAUUAACCCCCACCGUUCCAUGUUGGAAAUGCUCAGUUCCAGUGCGGCUCCUGGGCCUGUUUCCGAGACUGCUCCAGGCCCUGACUCCGACACCUCAGCCCCUGCUCUAGCUCCGGCUGCUAUGUAAAAGUAAUGUUACUAAUUUCACGUGUGUCAUGAUUUAUAUAUGUUUAAUAUUUUGAUUCAUAUGAGAGAGCAGAUGAUACAGAGUGAGUUUGAUUAUUGGUUCUGUUUCUAAAAUUUUUCCCAUAUAAUAAGAACUUUUGUAAUAUCA
This is a messenger RNA of Raphanus sativus (radish), 831 nucleotides long. RefSeq lists its product as uncharacterized. The record is from RefSeq and is a predicted model, not a curated record. The transcript is spliced from 3 exons. Bases 136 to 684 code for a protein of 182 amino acids. NCBI's taxonomy places the organism in Eukaryota, Viridiplantae, Streptophyta, Magnoliopsida, Brassicales, Brassicaceae.